This is a messenger RNA of Coccidioides immitis RS, 1529 nucleotides long. RefSeq lists its product as uncharacterized. The transcript has a single exon. Lineage: Eukaryota; Fungi; Ascomycota; Eurotiomycetes; Onygenales; Onygenaceae. The coding region runs from base 784 to 1458 and encodes 224 amino acids. The record is from RefSeq and is a predicted model, not a curated record.
CUCUGGCGAAAGGUCGAUUCCUCAGCCGUACGAGGCCAGGAGCUGAACUGGUUUCCGGAAGGCAAAUACACAAGGUCGGCACUAAACUGCCGUGCACAUCGACCCUCCGUAACAAGGAAAUAGGCUAAAAACCGUUAACUCCACCACCGCUCGAGAAUCAGAUCCUCAAUCCCGUAAGUGUGGAGCGGCGCAGGGCACUGUAUGUGAAGCAAUAUGAUUUGAUGAAAUUAUCAGCCUCUAUGUAUCCUUUUCUUUUCUUUUCUUUUAAUUUUUUGUGUGGUUGAGAUAGGCGUCCUGUCGUAUCCUUCCAGGAGAAUGCCAAAGACACCGGAACUCGUGAAGAGGUUGCGAUGUCCUGGAGGUCGUCGUUCUCACUCUCUCGCGUAUGCUACUUAGUGCCGGUCAAGCAACGACAUUCAUGCAAAUCUGGACGGGGACAGCAUCCGUCCCAUUGGCCUGUAGAAUUCACGAAUUUUCUCAGCCUUUCCCCAGGCAUGCAUACAUGUGCGCAUGUGUGUGUGAAUGACGAAGAAAUGCAAUUAUGUGUGUGGUGCAGACCCCAAAAAUCACGCUGCAUCGCCUGCUCCGAAUCACGUGAUCAUUGCGACGACCAAGUAUCGUCGCUCUCUAACCGCCAGUACGCCUUCACCCCCUCUCUGCCUCUCCACAAAAACCCCCUUUUUGAUCGUGUUGCUGUUCCUGAUGUGGCUGGAUGGCGGCAGAGGACGUGACGACGAGGAGGACGGUGAGCGAAUCGACUAAUCGCAGACCAGUUUACACCGAAUGUUUCCGAGGAAGCGGGGUGAGUCUGGAUGCGCGAUCGCAAAAUGGCAGAGGCACAGAAGACCUUCUUUGGGGGAAUGGUGGGAAGCAUGCCUGGCGCAAGCAGGACCCGCUCUCAUUUGCGCGUAUCGGGUUUAUCGCCCCCAGGCAUGGAGAAGAUUCAAUGGGCUUCCCGCUUUCCUUGGGAAGAGAUUGGUUAUCUGUACAAUGAGGUCCGCGGGACUGGAAGUAAAAGGAGGGCUCGGAAGGAAGAGAGGUGGGGAGAAGGCACGGAAAGUCCGAGUACUUUUCGGUGUCUGGACUUGGACCCUCUUGACCCUCUUUGAUAGUGAGGGCGAGAGGCGCACACUGGUCCUGUUGAUCGACUUACCCGAAGACCCUGCUUUCCUUCCUUCCUGCGCCUACAGUUCUGCCAGAACUGGCCCACAAGUGGAACCUAGAAGUGGCCUGUUCCUCCCAGCCCGGUGGCCCUCCCUGGGCCUUCCGGGGAAAGAUUGCACAUCUGGGACACUUGCGCACGGUCUGGGGCGAUGGAUUCCCCUGAUUGCUACUCCGUACUGUGUUUCUGUUUUCUUCCCAGUUUAUAUGACCACGUUGAUGCCUGGCGAGGGUAAUAGCAGUAGAUUUUCCCCGAAUUGCUCCCGGCGUCUCAAAAGCGGGUCACCCGCAGUAUAGCCUAAGUUUUCGAGAAAGUCCAUUUUCCUCGCUUCGCGGUCCUUUUAAGGCCGUCGAUCCGGACCUGCCUA